ACCAGUAUUGCAGAAUUAAAAAUUGGUUUGCAAUACCCAAUCCUUUUUGAGCGUAUUGAAGCUACAAUUCUUAAGCUUGAGACUAGAAAUGCAAAAAUAAAACCAAUUAUUGAGGAAUUUGCAAAGAAAUCAGAAUCUAAGAAAAAUCGUAAAUUUCAAGAGAAAUGUAUUUUAAUAACCCAGAUACUUCUCAAUGAGGAACCUAUAGUUGAAUCUCGUCCUUCUUUCUUGAAUGGGUUAGAGCUCGAUGCCUUCUUUCAAAAAUGUCAAAUUGCGUUAGAGAUACAAGGGGCUCAACAUCGGCUCCAUAGCACUAGUUGGUAUAAAGAUGUCAAAAAACUCGAGGAUAUUGUUAAUUGUGAUCGGAAAAAAAGAUACAUAUGCCAAGAUAACGGAAUUUUUCUUCUUGAGGUAUGGUAUGAUGAAAAACCAGAAAUUGUUAUUCCUAAAAGGAUACAAAAAAUUAAGGGUUUCGUUAAUCAACCGUUUAGAACUUUCGACCUAUAA
Ambispora gerdemannii is the source of this 507-nucleotide messenger RNA. The record is from the annotation of a GenBank genome assembly. Lineage: Eukaryota; Fungi; Glomeromycota; Glomeromycetes; Archaeosporales; Ambisporaceae.